This is a messenger RNA of Mercurialis annua (annual mercury), 1082 nucleotides long. RefSeq lists its product as uncharacterized. Bases 275 to 739 code for a protein of 154 amino acids. The record is from RefSeq and is a predicted model, not a curated record. The transcript has 2 exons. NCBI's taxonomy places the organism in Eukaryota, Viridiplantae, Streptophyta, Magnoliopsida, Malpighiales, Euphorbiaceae.
UCAACUGCCAAAACAAACAAACUAUAUUUUCUCAUCUCUGUCUCUCUUACCAAAUGACUUAAACCAGCAGCAGACACACACACAGCUUUCCAAAUUCCAAAGCUUUUUCUCCUUUUCCGGUCAUCUCUCUCACUAAUCUCCUCCUUUUCAAACCCUCGAAAACAACCAACUUUUUCCACCGCAAUUUCAAUUCUCAACCUUCAAUUAAUUCCACUCUAAAAUGAAAGAAAAAGGGUUCUUUAUAAGCUAAAUUUUUAAUCUUUGUUACUCAAAAAUGGUGGAACAGUAUAAUGCAUGGCCACCCAUGUCAUCUGAGCUGCUAAAUUUUGAAAGAAAUGAGCACUGGAAAGACCAGCACUAUGAUAAUUCAGUUAAUGCAGUUUCAUUUGGGUUUGUAGCUACUGCUAUUCUUAUUUCUAUGUUCUUGGUCAUGGCUAUUUUUGAAAGGUUUCUUAGGCCCACUUCUUCUGGUAGAAACCAUGGUGAUAUUGAGGCUCAGUUGGGGUUUAAUGCUAAACUUGGCCACCCAUCUCCUAAAAUGACUGUAUACGCCAAUGGAGUUUCAGUACUGAUGCCUGGAGAUAAUAUUCCUACAUUCAUAGCGCAUCCAGCACCCGUUCCAUGUCCGCCCGAACGCAUUUGCUGCCCCCACCAUCCUCAUCUUGAUUCAUUUUCGAACCCCACAACCACCGCCAAUCCAAACACGAACUCGAGCUCAAAUCCAGGUCAAGAAAACUAAGCAUCACAACAACAGUUUGUGGUACAGAAGCAACAUGUUUUUCUUGGAAUGCAAGUUUUUUUAUAUUAUGUAUAUAUUGUACUAGGUUCUUUUUUAUGGGUUGGAUGGCUUAAGCAUGGAGUCAUUUUCAAGAGCAGGCUAAAGUUUCCACCCAGAUGCAUCUUGCUUCAUAUUUGCAUGAUUUUCAUGUUGAAAAUUUUCUAGAUAGGAUUUUGAAUAUUUCAAAAUGGAUUAUUUUGGCCGUCAAAAUAGAUCAAUCCGCUUGUAAGAAAUUGAGGGAUGUAAUUAUAAUCAAUUAUGGGAGAAAAAUUGCAUCUCACUUGUGUUGGCUAAAGUUUUUCUA